UUCGAGUGGGUGUGCCCGUCCGUCCGCCUGUCAGUCUGCCUGCCUGCCUGUCAGUCUGCCUGCGUGCGUGCGUGCGUGUGAGCGUGAGAGAAAAGGGGCCAAGCGCAGCGUGCGUGAGCUUUUGCCAAGCGGCUUGUGUGCGUGUGUGUGUCGGCAGGACCAUCUCGCGUUGUUGGCCCUGUUAAAGGGUGAACUUCUUGGGCAUGUUGCGGCUUGCCUUUUUGCCCUUUCCAAACUUCCCGACUUUGACUUGUGACUUGAAGACCGACCACACAAUAGCGUAAACCUGUAAAGAAAACAGGGACCGACUUGAACGGGUGUCCUCCAAACAACGCUCAACAUGCUUCUCCACAUUCCUCUUGUCUGUGUUGGACUGUGUGCGCGUGUGUGUGUCUACGCGUAUCUGGCUGCUUUCUCACACUCAACAUGCUCCUCCGUGCUUUUCUUCGGGAACAUUGCGUCCACAAUGGAAGACUUGUUGCAGUCACGAAAGCUUUUGCGCGGUGGACGUGAAAGUUCGCGGCCACGUGCCCGUCUCACAUUUCCCGCACAGGCCCAGCUCUCGAAAGGAGCUCUUGAAAGUUGACGCUUCAAAGGAACAGAAGACUUGGACGUGCGAUCGAGCCGGGGCGGGCCGAGCUGAGCCGAGCUGAGCUGAGCUGAGCUGAGCUGAGCUGAGCCGAGCUGAGCCGAGCUGAGCCGGUCUCUCCUCCCGCGUGAGAAGCUCCGGGAAAGUUUGGCUUGAGGACAGAACCCCCCCCCCCCUUCGCUAGCGGAUGCUGCGGUCCGGCUCAAAGCGGAGCCAUCGGGGGCUGGCCACCUGGGGGAGUCUGAAGGCGGUUACAUGGACAUGGCGCUGCCCAGGUUCUCCCCGCAGAGGGGAUCCUUGACCUGGUCCGUCGGCACACGGAACCGAGCGGGAUGCGGCACGGAAGCACGGGACGCCGCCAGGCCAAAUGAGGAAAGAAGGAGCGAAGAAGUUGAGGGGCAGCGAAGAGACCAGAACCAAAAAGAGGGCAAAGUGUCCCGGGAACGAGGUGACGAGAACCUUAAAGCAGCCCGGGAAGGGCGGAACGAGGAAGUAAGCGACGGCGCGCGGGGAGACCGAGGACCACGUGACCACAAAGGAGGAGGACGUGAUGAGGGAGAAGCGGGCGCCGAAGGAGGAGGGGCCUUCAAAGCUGAGCCUGCAAUCCAAAUGGAAGAUGAAGACGGAGGCCACAAACAGCCCAGCAAAGGACAGCGGCCCCCAACGCUGACACACACGCCCACUGGAGCCUGCUGGGAACAAAACACGCAGCCACUGGCCACGCCAGACGCCUGUUCUGAAAAGCUCCUGAAACAAGUCGACUCUCAGGACUCACUUUCAGAACCGGGGCACCCGGAGGAAGGCCCAGGCGGUCCCGCUGACGGCCAAGGCGGUCCCGCUGACGGCCAAGGCGGACCUGCUGACAUCCAAGACGGACCCGCUGACAUCCAAGACGGACCUGCUGACGGCCAAGGCGGACGUACUGUCGGCCAAGGCGGUCCUGCUGAGGAUUCUCCCUUUGAAGACUCUUUUUGGACGCAAGACUGUCGUUGCAAAGAGGGUGCCGCGCACGACGCUGGCGGUAAAAAGCUGGCGGAAGGUGCCCACGGCGAGAGGCGUCCCAAAGGCUUUGAGCGCCCAGAGGACCCUCCUUGCCAAAGCAAGCACCAGGACGCCGAGCUGAGCCUGCCGAUGGACGCGGAUUCAGACUCGCGUCUGCGUGCGGACCCGGCGGCGCAGGUGCCGACCUCGCCCCGGGGCCUUUCUCAGCACGUGGAUGUCCGGCAGCUCCCGUGCCACUUGGGCUUCGGUCACGACAGCUGGUCGGCCUUCCGCUCCAGAGUGGAGCAGCUGAGCGCCCUGUGUGAGGAUGUGGUCAAGCUGCUGCAGAAGAACAUUGACGUGAUGGAAGACACGCGCCUGCCUGACACGCAGCAGGAUGCCGAGCGGCAGCUGGCCAUCUACCGGGAGUUGAUGCGCGGGGUCCUCGGAGACGGCCCAUUGGCGCGCCUGCAGCGGGAGGGCGGAGCCUGGUUGUCGCUGCUGCGACAGGAGCAGCGAGGGGAGCGGCGCCGCGCAGCGGCCGUGGCCGCCGUUGCCCGCCUGUACGAGCGGACGGACGAGCUGCUCCACCGCCUGGUGGCCUUGAACAACCACAGAACGCGACAGCUCCAGCAGCUCCUGCGGGAUUUGUGCUGCGCCGCUCGCGCCUUUGGACAGGUGAGCUCGUGGAUGGACGGGGAGCGCCAGGUGCGUCUCACCUGUCCAGACUGGACCGAGCAGUCGCCGGAGGCGCUCUGCCGGAAGCAGUGGGACGUGCGCGGCGCGCAGCAGCUGAGCUUUGCCAGCGCCCGGUGUCACGAGGCAUGCGCCACGUUCGACGAGAAGACUGCGCCGUUGAGGCGGCAGCGGCGAAGCUAUCGUUCAAGCCCCUCCUUCACGGACACGCCGCGCGGCGACGCGGGACCUAGCCCCGCGGCUGACGGCCCCUCCUCGGUCGGGCCCGGGCGCACGCCCCUCCUCCGCCGGCUGUUUGGCGGCAACCCCGGCGGGGCCCGCCGAUGGUCGGUCGGCUCCGCCCCCUCCUCCUUCCCACGUCUGCUCGGUAAAGCUCAGAGCUUCGACUGCCCCGCCUUUGCCGCCGCGGUCCGCUCUGGCCCCCCGGCGGCGGCGCGCCCCAACAGCACCCCGGCGCGCCGGGGAAACACAGGCGUGUUCAUCCGAGGUUUGGAGGUCAACAGCACCGAGGCGGUGGACUGCACCCUCCGCCCCGCCUGGGCGGGGCGCGGCUCCGGGGUGCCAGGGACCGAGAGUCCGGCCACGGAAGUCCGGGGAGACAGAAGGAGGUUGCGUCACAUCCUGGAGGAAAUGGUGACCACGGAGCGCCAGUACGUGCGCUCGCUGCGUUACGUCAUCCGUCACUACUUUCCCGAGAUGGAGCGCGCCGACCUCCCGCAGGAGCUGCGCGGCAAACGCUCGGUGCUCUUCGGCAACCUGGAGAAGAUUCUGGACUUCCACACUCGCUUCUUCCUGAAAGAACUGGAGGCCUGCAGGAAACAUCCGCUGCGAGCGGCGCACUGCUUCAUGAGACACCAGGAGCAGUUGAGUCUGUACGCCCUGUACAGUAAAAACAAGCCCAAGUCGGACGCUCUGCUGGCCAGUCACGGCCUCGCCUUCUUCAAGAGGAAGCAGCGCGAGCUGGGCGACAAGAUGGACUUGUGCUCGUACCUGCUGAAGCCGGUUCAGCGCAUGAGCAAGUACGCGCUGCUGCUGGAUGACCUCAUCGAGGAAGCGGGCCCGGGCCCAGAGGAGGAGCUGAGCGCGCUGCGGGCGGCCGCCGCCGGCGUCAAGUUCCAGCUGCGCCACGGCAACGACCUCCUCGCCAUGGACGCCAUCCGACAUUGCGACGUGGACCUGAAGGAGCAGGGGCGGCUGCUGCGCCAGGACCGCUUCACCGUCUGGAGCGGAAGGAAGAAGUGCGACAGACGGGUCUUCCUCUUUGACCAGCUCCUCCUCCUCAGCAAAGCCAAGAAGGUGGACAGCGGCCUGGACGUCUUUGACUACAAGCGCUCCUUCAAGACUUCGGACUUGGGCCUGACCGAGUCGAGGGGAGACGACGGCCUCUGCUUUGAGAUUUGGUUCCGAAGGAGGACGUCCAAGACACAGACCCUGACCCUGCGGGCCCCCUGCGCCCAAGUUAAAGACGCCUGGACGCGUGAGCUGGCCGCUAUCCUCUGGGCGCAGGCCGCCAUGAACAAAGAGGCGCGUCUGAAGGAGAUGCUGUCCAUGGGGGUGGGCAACAAGCCUUAUUUGGACAUCCGGCCCAGCGCCGCCGCCAUCAGCGACCGAGCCGUUCACCACGUCAGCGGGGUGCGAGGUGUCAGGACACGAGCGUCCAUCGCCGUCUCGGCCUCCGACGCCAGCGCCCCCUUCCGGCGAGCGGUGCCGACCUCCGAGCCCACGUGUAGCGGCCUGCUGGGCUCCCUCGAUCUGCACGUGUGGGGCGACGUGGCGCCGCCCUGCGUCGACGAAGACGAGCGGGAGCGCCACACCGCCGCCAGCCAGCUUUCCGUCGCCACUGAAAGUUCGGGCUCGUCGUCCCGUUGCCCGUCGGGGUCCGCCGGCUCCGACUCCGGCUGCGACUCCUUCCGCCCGCGGGACCCGAGCUCCGCCUCCUCAGGCUCCUCCCGCAAAGCCCUCCUUUUCAGGGGGCGGCGGCCAUCGUCGGUCCGGUCACCGACGUGUGAGCGCUUCGGACGACUUGUGCCGUCGCCGUGGCUGGCCACCGCAAUGACCGAUGUUGGGAAAGCUGCGACUCGAUGCAACUCGCCGCCGUUCCGUGCUCACUCUUGUGUCGUCUUCUGUUCAUGGCAUCUGCUGGCACUUUUUCACUCCCCACAGGAGUCUAAAUAAAUUCAAAACAUCGUAAGUCACAA
Molecule: messenger RNA, 4464 nt
Organism: Syngnathus typhle (broad-nosed pipefish)
Lineage: Eukaryota; Metazoa; Chordata; Actinopteri; Syngnathiformes; Syngnathidae
Gene: plekhg4
Product: pleckstrin homology domain containing, family G (with RhoGef domain) member 4
Exons: 18
Coding region: 845-4441 (1198 amino acids)
Molecular function (GO): guanyl-nucleotide exchange factor activity
Source: RefSeq, a predicted model, not a curated record